This is a messenger RNA of Penaeus indicus, 1869 nucleotides long. RefSeq names its product mucin-2-like. Bases 1 to 1869 code for a protein of 622 amino acids. The transcript has 6 exons. NCBI's taxonomy places the organism in Eukaryota, Metazoa, Arthropoda, Malacostraca, Decapoda, Penaeidae. The record is from RefSeq and is a predicted model, not a curated record.
AUGAAUGACACAAGGAACAAAGGCAAGGGACGGAGCAUGAACACUCUGAUGAACAAGGAGAACAUUCAGGUUAAGCAAAUACGAAAUGUUCAUCUCGCAUGGAAUUGUGGAGAACAGAUGGAGCAAGUGGGCGCCAGCCACUAUCACAACAACCGCAACCACGAAACUACCCCCAACCACAGCCAUCGAACGACCCACAACCACAACAACCACAGCCACCGAACGACCCACAACACCUCAGCCACCGAACGACCCACAACAACCACAGCCACCGAACGACCUACAACCACAACCACCGAACGACCCACAACCACAGCCACCGAACGACCCACAACCACAACAACCACAGCCACCGAACGACCCACAACCACAGCCACCGAACGACCCACAACCACAACAACCACAGCCACCGAACGACCUAUAACCACAACCACGGAACUACCCCCAACCACAACAACCACAGUCACCGAACGACCCACAACCACAUCAACCACAGCCACCGAACGACCCCCAACCACAACCACAACAACCACAACCACCGAACGACCCCCAACCACAGCCACCGAACGACCCAUAACCACAACAACCACAGCCACCGAACGACCCACAACCACAUCAACCACAGCCACCGAACGACCUAUAACCACAACCACGGAACUACCCCCAACCACAACACCACAGCCACCGAACGACCCACAACCACAUCAACCACACCGAACAAGGGGCGCCGGACGAGUGUCCCACCGAACGACCUAUAACCACAACCACGGAACUACCCCCAACCACAGCCACCGAACGACCACAACCACAUCAACCGAACGACCCACAACCACAACAACACAGCCACCGAACGACCACAACCACAUCAACCGAACGACCCACAACCACAUCAACCACAGCCACCGAACGACCACAACCACAUCAACCGAACGACCCACAACCACAUCAACCACAGCCACCGAACGACCUAUAACCACAACCACGGAACUACCCCCAACCACAGCCACCGAACGACCCACAACCACAUCAACCGAACGACCCCCAACCACCGCCACCGAACGACCCCCAACCACCGCCACCGAACGACCCACAACCACAGCCACCGAACGACCCACAACCACCGCCACCGAACGACCCCCAACCACCGCCACCGAACGACCCACAACCACAUCAACCGAACGACCCACAACCACCGCCACCGAACGACCCCCAACCACCGCCACCGAACGACCCCCAACCACGACAAGUUCCCCACCCGCGCACUGCUACCUUCACGCACUCGGAGACCACAGGGGAGAGACAGGUAAGAAAGCAAGGGCGGCGGAGGAGACAGAAGGUGCCCCGCCCGCGAGCUCCUCCAGCAUUUCCAAUUUUACCUUCGCCUCCAACCGCAAGACUAAGGUUUCAAGAGCUCCACCGCACGUCACGGGGCUCCCGGAUCACCUUCCCCACGCGCCGCAGCUGUUGUCCGCGGUGGCGUCCGAGGCCUUCCUGGGGCCACACUUGCCCCGCGGCGCCUGCACCCUUGGCCUUCACCCUUCACCCUUCUCCCUUCACCCUGCGCACGGCUCCUCACCCUCACUCUUCACUCUCGCCCCUGCCACUCUCACCCUUCACUCUAUCGCCUCUCCCUUCUCCUCCCCCGCCCCCCUUAACCUUGCACCCUUCACCCGCACCCUCAUCGCUUCCCCUUCACCCCGCACCCCACGCCCCUCCCCUGUGCCCCUCGCCCUGCACCCUCGUUCCCCGGCAUCGCACGCCCUUUGUCCUGCGCCCUUUUCGCCUCUCCCUGUGCUUUUCACCCUUCCCUGGCGCCCUCCACCCGCCGCCCCCUCCGCAGCACGCUUCACUCUAUCCAGUUCACCCUGA